Elaeis guineensis (African oil palm) is the source of this 2139-nucleotide messenger RNA. Its product is annotated as protein EMSY-LIKE 3. Lineage: Eukaryota; Viridiplantae; Streptophyta; Magnoliopsida; Arecales; Arecaceae. Gene Ontology annotation, biological process: defense response to fungus. Gene Ontology annotation, cellular component: nucleus. The record is from RefSeq and is a predicted model, not a curated record.
AAUAAUUUGCGUUUCGGAGUCCGCCCGUUUCUCCCGUUCUUCGAACCCCGACUGCGCUCUCUCCACCCCCACCCCACCCCCCCGGUGGCUUCCUCUCCCUACCGAUCUCCACGAAGCUUCUCCUAAUUCCCUCUGGCGUUUCGAAUUCUCGAUCAAAUUCGCUUCCGGGCAUCGAACUGGAUCGGUUCUCACGGUAGUUGGGUAAAGAGUGAUGUCAGAAAGGUAGAUCGCUCGGUUCUUGAUGCGUUCUCGGCCUAGCGGAGGAAAAGGCACGUUCUUUUCUCUUCUUCGAAGCGUUCGCAGCGUUUUCUAGGGUUUCCAACAGAAGAAUUUUCUCUGUGGGAGGACCUGGCCAUGGAGUAUGAUCCCUCCGAUAGCAGCGGGACUGAUGAUGACCUUCCACCAUCACAUCAGAACAGGGGUGCAAGAGCAGGGCGUGUCACUGGAAAUGGAAGAACUAUCAUUGCUGCUUUUUCAUACCCCAGGGUACAGAAUGAUAUGGAGACUCAAAUACACCUGCUUGAGCAAGAAGCAUACAGUUCAGUUCUUCGAGCAUUUAAGGCUCAGUCGGAUGCCAUUACUUGGGAGAAGGAAAGUCUUAUAACUGAACUGAGAAAGGAACUGAGAGUAUCUGAUGAGGAACACAGAGAACUGUUAAGCAGGGUUAAUGCCGAUGACAUUAUUAGGAGAAUCAGGGAAUGGAGGGCAAGUGGACACCAAACUGGCUUGCUUAAUAGUGCUCAAGCCGCACAUGAUCCAGUACCCAGCCCCACUGUUUCAGCUUCUCGCAAGAGACAGAAAACAUCUCAGCCUGUGCCCUCUCUAUCUUUGGGUGCACCAUCUCCUGGACUUCAUGCACAACCAGUUGCCACUUCCAUGCAGCCAUCAUCAGCAGCGUCAAAACGGGGAACUGCAGCAGGAGCAAGGGGCAAGAAGCCUAAAUCAGGCCAGACAUUGCCAGGUGUAUCUUCAAUGAAGUCCAUGCCAUAUCCUUCCACUGGUCCGAGUGGAAGGGGACAAGUUGCAAACAGGAGUUCUACAGGUGCUGUUGCAGAAGCACCACCAUUCGAUCCACUAAUCGGACGGAAAGUCAUGACAAGAUGGCCUGAAGAUAAUAACUUCUAUGAGGCUGUAAUAACUGAUCACAAUCCAGUUGAGGGUCUCCAUGCUCUGGUUUAUGAUAUAGGAACAAAGAAUGAGACAUGGGAAUGGGUUAAUCUCAAAGAGAUUUCACCUGAAGAUAUUAGAUGGGAAGGUGAGGAUCCAGGCAUCAAUCAUCAGCCAGGUCGGGUUGCACCAGGUCGUGGGGCUAAAAAGUCUACAGGCCGUGGUGGUGCCAUUCCAGGUGCAGGAAGGGGAAGAGGAACCUUGAAGAAUCAGUCCAAGAAAGAUUUUGCCCCAUCGCAGAAUGGCAUUGGGAAGAAACGCACUGAUGACAUUGAAAUACUUCAUACAGACACUCUAAUAAAGGAGGUGGAGAGGGUCUUUGGUGCAAGUCAUCCUGAUCCCUUUGAGAUCGAAAAGGCAAAGAAAGCGUUGAAAGAACAUGAACAAUCACUAAUCGAUGCAAUUGCAAGGCUUGCUGAUGGCUCUGAGGGUGAUAGUGAAGAGGGAGGCCAUCGGUACUUGCAUGGGCUAUCCAUGGACCGAGAUCAAGGAUGGAGGAACCAGCAAUAUGCUGGGAACCAACAUGGAGCAAACUAUGUGGACAUGGCAGGUGAAGGUAGAGAAGGUUCUGAUGGUGACCACAUGGUUGGGGAUGGUGUUGCAUCAGACUAUCGGCAUGAUGGUGACGACGAUGACAUUUAACUUGUGGUCAACCAACCUUAAAUUGACAUCCAGGGAAGCCCCAUGCUCUGUAAAAUGCGGUCACUAAUAUUUAUUUCUUACCACAUGGAAAAGUAACAGCGCGGGAAGGAUAUCUCUGAUCAGGGUCCAAUCUUGGUUGUUAUUAUUUUAGUGAAUAGGCUGUGACAUGUAAAUUGUUUCAGUAAGCUAGAGUUUUCAUGUUGUAGGUUGCAUCAAGCUGGUUCUGUAGGUUUUGUGUCAUUCUGAUUUUAUGUUUUCAUGCAAAGAUUCGAGGAAAGAGCCAUAUAUAACAAUGAGGUUUACCCCGAUGGAAGCUCGUGAUAUGCUUUG